This is a messenger RNA of Stereum hirsutum FP-91666 SS1, 2352 nucleotides long. RefSeq lists its product as uncharacterized. The transcript has 6 exons. The record is from RefSeq and is a predicted model, not a curated record. The coding region runs from base 80 to 1951 and encodes 623 amino acids. NCBI's taxonomy places the organism in Eukaryota, Fungi, Basidiomycota, Agaricomycetes, Russulales, Stereaceae.
GCCACUUCGAUAAAUAGUCUACUUCCCUGCUUGACAGGCUCCACCUACCUUUUACUUAUCCCCACCAUCAUCAACAACGAUGAACGAUACAGCAUCCAUCUCGCGGCAGACCUCCAUCUCGCGCGCGAGUCGACAGGGCUCGACCGUGAGCAGGAGCCAGUCGCUCAUCAAGAAGAAUAUUGCCCCGCAUGAUUUGAGGCCCUCGGAUGUGUUGAUUGAGAGGUUUGUUGCGUGGAAGGUCAUUGUGAAGCAGCUCAUCGCGUACUUCGAGGGUAUCGCGGACAUCGAGAACAAUACCGCGAAGGAAAUGACGAAGCUCGGCGCCGUUAUCCAAGUUCCCUUCCGCUCUGGUAACCAAUUCCUCGGCGAAGGCGGUCUCCAAGACGUAUACUACUCCAUCCGCGACAAGACCCGCAUCAUCGCUGACCAGCACGCCAACCUCGGCCGUACGAUCGACAGCUCCAUCGUUCAGCACCUUCAGAAGCUCCGCGUCGAGAUCAAGGCCCAUAUCAAGAAUGUGCAAAACGACACUGGCAAGCUCGCUACCUCCGUGGCCAAGGAGCGCGAACUUUCUACGCGUCUCAUUUCGGAGCUCUCGACGAAUAUCUCCGUGUUCAAGAACACACCUAUGCAGGUUACGUCGAAGACUGAUCCUUAUGUCGCCAACCAGGCCGUCAUGCGCCAACUCCAAAAACAAAUCCACGAAGAAAACGCCCUCCAAAAAUCCAUAAUCAUCAUGCAACAAAACUCCGCCCACUUCGAAUCCGGAAUCGUCCGCGCCCUCCAAUCCGCCUGGGCCACCUUCGACGAAUGGCAGUCCCGCCUCUCCGCCUCCGUCCAAGCCACCUGGUCCGCCAUGGGCACUCAGUUCGCCGAACUGGGCCCGGACGAGGAAUGGGUUGCCUUUGCGGCUAGGAGCGAUCAUUUGUUGGACCCGGAGACGCCGUUGAGGAGCGCGGAUGUGAGGGGGGAGGAGGUGAGGUGGCCGAGUAAGGAGGAUCCGAGCGUGUUGCCGGUGCAUGAGGGGUGGAUGGAGAGGAAGAAGCGGUAUACGCGCGCGUAUAAGGAGUCGUUCUACGUCCUCACUCCCGCUGGGUUCCUACACGAAUACGCGGGGAGCGAUCCGAAGGCGGGCAACGGGCUGCCCAUCUUCUCGCUUUUCCUGCCGAUGUGCACCCUUGGACCGGCGAGCUCGAUCGGCGCGAAGAGUCAUAAGUUCCAUAUCGAGGGGAGGAAGGACGGGAGCGGGACGUUGAAGACGGGGAGUAUUAGGAGUUUGACGGGUAGGGUUGGUGGGGGUGGUGGAUCGGGACAUGCGUGGAGCUUUAGGGCGAGGAGUCAUGAGGAUAUGAUGGAGUGGUGGAACGAUAUUAGGAUGUUGUGUGCGAGGUAUCUCGUUGCGAGUGAGCAUAUGGAGAGGAGUGGGCCUGUGCAUGCGGCGGUUAGGGCUGCUGGAUAUGCGAGUGAGGAUGAUGGUGAGGGGAGCGAGGACGAGGGCUCGAGCGUUGAGGAAGAGGAGGAGGAAGAAGAGGAGGAAGGUGGAAGGAUUACUGGCGUUCAUGGACAGAGGAUGCCGGGUGGGACUCAUGAUAUCGAUGGAGAAGGGACGGACGAGGAAGUCACCGGAGAGAGAUACGAGGAGGCAAGAGAAGGCGCCGUCACCGACGGAGAGGACUUGCCCAGUUAUUCUCACCCAACCAGGGACUCGGGGAUCGAGAUUGGAGCGAACGGAUAUGCGCUCGACAAGAAGCACACCUCGGGCUCGAACGGCGUAGGCCGUAAAGCCUCGCUCCGCCAACAGGAGAAAGCCCCCGAAGGUCGCGCCGCUCACGUCGACGCUGAUGGAUCUGGCCCAAGUGGCGUGGACGGGCUUGGUCCCACUACCUCUGGCGGGAGUGUGGGCCAGGCGCCGAUUGAGAGGUCGGAGAGUCGGUUCACGGAGGGGUUGUAAGGUCUCCGUCGUUUGUUCAUCCAUGUCUCAUCGGUACGCUGAAUAUCCGUUUGAUUCGUUUCUUCUCCUUCGUGCACAUUUCUCUUCCGUGAAGAAGUUGUUAUCUCUAGUCUUGAAUGCCGAACGAUGAACGACGAGUCGCCUUGUUUUCUUUGGAUGUAUAGUAUUGUCUCCUUGUAAUUGUGGUUUUUGUGUAUCGACCUGUCUUCAAGUUCCGAGUCGUGUACGAUAUUUUGUUGUUUCGUAUAGUUGUCUCCGUAGCCCUCGUUCUGUCCAUGAAUAUGUGGCUUUUUCCUAUUGUACGAAUUGUUCGUUUGACGCAUUACAAUCGGGCAAUGUAAAGGCGCACAAUGUAGGUAGUCCAUGGACGCAAAAACAACAGGACCUGGGUUUAUAGAGGG